CAUGCUUCCUCCAAUUAUUGAAGGGCAAAUUUGCAAUUUCAUAUUACCAAAAAUGGCUUCCUCUCGUUCAAUUCAGUGUUCAUGAACCUUGCGCUGAAACCUGUGUGAUUCUCUCUCCUCCACUCUCUCUCUUUCUAACUUUCUCUCUCUAAACCUGAGAUUCGGUCUUCAUCAAUUUCACAGCAAAAAACCCUAAAUUUUCUGGAUUGAGUUACGAGGAGAGAGAAAAAAUGCAAAGAAAAGGAUCAAAUCAAAGGUUAUCAUCAUCAAGUAGCAGUAAUAAUACGCUGCUUCGAUCUCGAAUUUCAUUUCUUAUGCUCACCAUGUUAGCCACCAUUGCUUCCUUCUAUGUCGCUGGAAGGUUGUGGCAGGAUGCACAGAAUAGGGUUUAUAUCAUUAAUGAGCUUGACAAAAUAACAGGUCAAGGGCGAAGUGCCAUUUCAGUUGAUGAUUCACUGAAAGUCAUAGCCUGCAGGGAACAUCAGAAGAAACUCUCAGCUCUUCAGAUGGAAUUGGCUGCUGCUAAAGAAGAAGGUUUUGUUCCAAAACAUUAUGGGAUUGACAAGGAUAAACCUAAGAAAAGGCCACUGGUUUUAAUAGGGAUAUUGACAAGUUUUGGCCGCAAAAAUAAGAGAGAUGCGGUUCGUAAGGCAUGGAUGGGAACAGGUGCUGCUUUGAAGAAGAUGGAGAAUGAGAAUGGAAUUGUUGCUCGGUUUGUCAUUGGAAGAAGUGAAAAUCGUGGAGAUAGUCUAGACUUGGAGAUUGACAUUGAGAACAGGCAGAACAAUGAUUUCAUUAUCCUUAAUGACCAUGUGGAGACUUCUGCACAGCUACCAAAAAAGACAAUGUAUUUUUUCGCUUAUGCUUCCAAUUGGGAAGCAGAGUUUUACGCAAAGGUCAAUGAUGACGUGUAUGUUAAUGUUGAUGCUCUUGGAAAUACUCUUGCAGCUCAUGUGGAUAAGCCUCGUGUUUAUAUGGGAUGUAUGAAGUCUGGUGAAGUCUUUUCUGGACCGAAUCAAAAAUGGUAUGAGCCAGAGUGGUGGAAAUUUGGUGAUGGAAAAUCGUACUUUCGUCAUGCUUCUGGUGAAAUUUUUGUCAUAUCACAUGCGCUUGCAAAGUUUGUCUCGAUAAAUAGAUCUAAGCUCCGCACUUAUGCACAUGAUGAUGUCAGUGUUGGUUCCUGGUUUAUUGGGCUCGAUAUCAAACACAUUGACGAAAAAAAGUUUUGCUGUUCGUCGUGGGCUUCAGGAGCUAUUUGUGCAGGAGUUCGUUGAAGACUUCUAAUUUUUUUUUACUGGUUGGAACCUCAUGAAAACGGCUACUGAUUUCUUCUGCAUGAGCAAAUCGUUUUUCUGUGUUCAAGAGCCAUGCAUGAAUCCUGGGCCAUACACAAUACACCAAAUCUCUUACUUUGCCUUCUGUACACUGUACUAGAUACAGUCCUAGUAGAUAGCUACAGAUGAGUAGGAAUAGGGAAUGAUAGCUAACCACAGCUCGCCUAUACAUACAUCUUUUAUACUGCAGAACUGACAUUUUUAAGCAUCUACUCUUCUCUCAGGAGUCAGUACAGUUAUUCUAAAGAACAAUCAGUUACCCGUGCUAUAGUAUUGUAUUAGAUGCGAGAUCCUCUUUAAAAACUGAGUUCCAUGUAUAUAUUUCAUUGUUCUUGUGAUGUUUACUAAAUGCAAACUAAUUUCUGGAAUUA
This is a messenger RNA of Chenopodium quinoa (quinoa), 1705 nucleotides long. Its product is annotated as hydroxyproline O-galactosyltransferase HPGT1-like. Lineage: Eukaryota; Viridiplantae; Streptophyta; Magnoliopsida; Caryophyllales; Amaranthaceae. Bases 231 to 1274 code for a protein of 347 amino acids. Gene Ontology annotation, cellular component: Golgi membrane. Gene Ontology annotation, molecular function: hexosyltransferase activity. The record is from RefSeq and is a predicted model, not a curated record. The transcript is spliced from 12 exons.